CACGAGUUGAAGCGGAUUUCUGUCACUGCAGAAACGCUGGCUUUGUCGGAAAAGAAUUCUACAGCAGCCGGAGCAGCGGACGCGGGCAGACAGAAGAGUGCGGACCUGAGCGAAGCGAAAAACUAUGCGACGCCUACAACCGGCCCCAGGACGCGAGAAAGAAACGAAGGCGACGUACUCGGUAUUUUGCAAGUUGAGAUCACUGACCUCGCCGCCGAAGUGUCGCGCGCCUUCACGAGGGGCAAAAACUACAUCUCCACCUACGAACUCCUUGGUGCAAAUACAUUGCGACUGCUGAGCCGCAAAUCUGGAUCCGUUCGUUCGCCCACAGAAGUCGAGCGGUGUUUUACUUUUCCAAACAACGAAACCGGGAGUCGGCUGAAAGAAAGCUUCACGCAGCAGCAAAAGCUCGCAUUGUUUUGGAAGCUUGAGCGAUCGAGUUCAGCGCCUCACACUGUUGCAGAUCUUGCAGCUGCAGUGCGUGAGGUGGCUGACAAACGCGGGGUACGGUUGGUGCACAAAGGAUGCAAGGUGCUGAAUGUUUUCGUUGCGCUUGGCCGAAUCGCGGUGGACGACCUGAAGGUGCGCGAUGACGGUGCCAGUUGUGGUUCGUGCAAAACACCAGGGCACAUGACCUCGGAUUCCAUCCACCACCCACAGUACCGCGGUGAGGUGAACGUGCAUUGGGACAAGUACAAAAUCGGCAGCUACAUGGAUACUUCCACAAUAUUGGCGGCCGAUCGGCUUCCACCAGCGGCGCAGGUGAUGUUUGGUGUUAGCGGAUCGAAUGCAGCCGAGCAGGAAAAGCAACGCGCGCAGCUAAAUGGCUUCAGUUCGGUGGCGCGAUGGCGCGAGUUUCAGGAAAAUGUGC
This is a messenger RNA of Amoebophrya sp. A120, 871 nucleotides long. The record is from the annotation of a GenBank genome assembly. NCBI's taxonomy places the organism in Eukaryota, Dinophyceae, Syndiniales, Amoebophryaceae.